Molecule: messenger RNA, 8147 nt
Organism: Pieris brassicae (large cabbage white)
Lineage: Eukaryota; Metazoa; Arthropoda; Insecta; Lepidoptera; Pieridae
Product: 1-phosphatidylinositol 4,5-bisphosphate phosphodiesterase epsilon-1-like
Exons: 42
Coding region: 52-5694 (1880 amino acids)
Biological process (GO): phosphatidylinositol-mediated signaling; lipid metabolic process; small GTPase-mediated signal transduction
Molecular function (GO): guanyl-nucleotide exchange factor activity; phosphatidylinositol-4,5-bisphosphate phospholipase C activity
Source: RefSeq, a predicted model, not a curated record
GCUGUGUUAUGUGUGUAAUGUAGUGUAGUGUUAAGUAGUGAAUUAAGUGAAAUGCGAGACGGGUCCAAACCUGGCCCCAGUGGAGGCUCAACAGGGCAGGCGUUUGACACGGAUUUCGAAGGAUCUGCAGGUGUUGAAGACAGCUAUGAGGAGCUGGCGUCUCUGAGGACACUUCUCCAUUUUCCAGAGGAAGUCGCCCUGAGGCUGACAGACACAGAAUAUAAAUUGUUUUAUCAAGUCCCGCCAAUAGAUUACCUACGUCAAGUGACAUUGGAUCUUGGUGGCGAGGGUGUGCUGGGAACAGUCACCGAACGACAUAUGAUAAGACGCCCACCAGCCACCCAUACACCAACAGUGAAGAGCAGCGUUCGAUCUCUCAUUCGUAGAUUUAACGAGGUGUCUGCGUGGGUGACAGAUCUGGUCCUCAACCAGGGCUCGACAGAGGAGAGGAAAGAAGCACUCGCCUGCAUCCUUCGCGUGGCUCUGACGUGCUGGAACAUAGGAAACUUCAACGGGGCGAUGGAGAUCGUUGCUGGAUUAAAGUCGCAUAAGCUGAAACCAUUCUGGCUCAGCAUAUCAGACGAGCCAAUACCAGCUCUGGACUUCCUCUCCGCUGCGCUGCUGUCAGCUGAGUACGAGAGAGCCCUCAGCCGAGCGUUGGCAAUGCCUGAGUGUCGACUGAUACCUUUCUUUGGUGCCUUCUUACGUGAGCUUAGGGAAAUAUUGGCGGCGACACCAUCGCUCACAAGUCAUUCCGUGGCUGCAACGCCGACACACAGGAGGGAUUUCAAAAGGGAAUCAACAAAAGACAGAGGGUCGUUAAAAAGAGAUAGCAAACGUGAAAGCAGUAAAAGGAACGAACAAAACACGAUAAGUCCAUUACGGGAAAAACGGGAGUCACGAAGCGAGCCUGCCAGACAAGUGUAUAUAGCCUCAUUUGAUGAUGGAGGGGAGCAAGCGUUCAGGCGAGUCGGCCCCGAAGGUCUCCUGAAUUUGGAGAAGGUGUACCGGACGCAAGCUGUUAUGGAUCACAUAGCAAGCUUCCACCAGCACCGGCAUGCGUUGGCCAGAAUUUGCAACCCCGUCUUCGGUGAUUAUUUGAAGUCUGUUAUAUCUUCGUGUGAAGAGCCAGUCUUUACCCAUUCGAGACAAAAGACAGGAGCAAGCUUUGAGAACGAGGCGCUGUAUGAGUUGGAAGGAAGUGGGUACAGUCCAGUUCAGCCGUUAUUCCAUGACCAUGGAGUGACCAUGUUCCCUUUGGCACCGCAGAAUGGUGAUAGAAUUGACCGGCAUAUAUUACAGAUAAUGCACCACGGAACCGCCUGUAUAGUGGGAGAGUCAGAGUGGGCUGGUGCGUUUGUUCAUUUAAGACUGGAGCGCGCAUGCGCACUGCUGACCUGGAGUAAAACUGCACAUAGGCCGAAUGCUCAGUGUGGAGAAACCCCAUCAGAAAAUGUUCAGCAGCCGGAAAUCAGUCUAUCAUAUAACCCGGAAGAAGUGAUUCCGUUAAAAUACUCAGGAAACAUUGUUCAUGAGACGGAGGCUGGUGUUGUUGGUGAAGAAGGAUUUAUAGACCUCCAAUGUGUCAAGGACAUGAGGCUGGGUGGAAAACUACUAGAACCGAGAGACAUAGCUGAGCUGGUGGCGAGUGCGAAACGGAACGGUCUGGACACGAGUCAACGAGCACAUGUCAUAUCACUACUGUAUGGGAAUACACUAAGCGAUAACAGACACAUACACUUUUUAUUACCACCACAUGCUUUCAGAGUAUGGGCGGUAGGUCUCCAUUCUGUGAUCAAAGCCUUAAUAAGCCAAACGAAGCUCGCUGAUCGAAGUCUCGCUUGGCUGAAGAAUAAGUACACGGGCCUCUAUUAUGAAGAUGGCUGCUGCUGCGAACCACUUGUUUCUGAUGCUAUACGGAUAUUUGGAGGUCGGGAAUCUAUAUACGGCAGCUCCACCCAUUCAACUCCAAUCAAGUUCGCUGACUCUUAUACUGAUUCUACUAAAAGCGGCAUGAAAUUCAAGAAGAACAGAUCUUCAUCAGAACUGAAGGGAUCUCCAAGGAGCUACAGCACUGCCGGUACCAGGAGUGAGGAGGAGUAUACCUCAUCACCUCGGCAUAGUUCAUACUCGGCUGCUUCAAGCCACCACACACCAUGCGGACCACGUCAUAGCAGUCUGACAGCUACCAGCCUCGUUUCUGGAUCUCCUAACCGGAGUAGUUUACGAAGACUGGAAACAAGUGAACGGUUUUGGGAGAACAUGAAGCAUCUCCGCACGGGUUCUGUAGGAUACGAGACCCAACUGGAAUUCAUGGAUUUUGUCUCUCUUUUUAGAAGUUUUAGUCUUGUCAUGCGGUCAGAGCUGCGUGAUGUAUUCGAACAACUUGCAGUUCCAAGGGGGAGAUGUCCGUUUUUAGGAGCUGAGAAAAGUAGAAGCUCGCCAGAACUCUUCAGGAACAAAACAGCUUUUAGAACAGGUCUUCUAACGAGAAACGGUUCGCUCGAUUUGGAGCCGCCCAGCGAUAAGGUCGGAAGGAAAAAGGCCUUUGACAUUUUAGCCGCCGCGGCGCUACCAGGUGCUAACCCAGAUCUAAGCGGUAGGGUCCUCUCUCUACCUACCCUUGGAAAAUUCUGUGAAACAAGACAGUUGGAGCCCAAGAAUGAACAGCAAUUAAAAGAUAUUAUACAGAGGCACGAACCAGAUCCGACAUUGAGAGCUGACAAUUGUCUUUCAUUCGAGGGGUUUGUGAGGUUUCUAUCGGACAAGGACAAUUAUGCUUUUGUCCCUGAACAGAGGAGAGCUGGGAAUUUAGGGAAAUCCUCUGAAAACGAAGACAAGGACCUAAGUCGAGAAAUGUCGGGACCAUUAAGUCAGUAUUACAUCGCCAGCAGUCACAACACAUAUUUGACUGGACAUCAGCUGAAGGGAGAGUCAUCAGUCGAGCUAUACAGUCAGGUGUUACUAACAGGCUGUAGGUGCGUAGAGCUGGACUGCUGGGAUGGGGAUGAUGGGAAUCCCGUGAUAUACCACGGCCAUACAUUCACCACCAAAAUACCAUUUCGACGGGUAGUCGAAACUAUUGCCAGAAGUGCCUUCGUAACGUCUCCAUAUCCCUUGAUCUUAAGUAUUGAGAACCACUGCAGCCUGCCUCAGCAACAAGUGAUGGCGAGCACGUUUGAGGCAGUGUUUGGAGAGCAAUUGGUAACCUCUUUCCUGUUUGAUGUUGAUUACACGGACGAGCCACGGCUGCCUAGCCCAGAGCAACUCAAAUAUAAGGUGCUGAUAAAAAACAAGAAAUUAUUUCCAAUCGAGUCAAGUCCUACCAUUGGCUUAACUGGGGCGACGUCAGUUCACGGAGGAGCACUGUCGUCUACCUACAGGGCAAAUGGUCUCCGCCACACCAGUUCAUCCCUCCCAGACGCCAGCAACCGAAGCAGUUCCAUCAUGUCCAACCAGUCAGCUGGAUCAUCACUCACAGAGUAUCUGUCUGAUGAUGAUUACGAUGAAGAUGAUGAUUUUGAAGAAAAAGAAUUAAACAAAAUCCUAAAUUCAAUGGAGGAGAAGACUGGGCGCUCCCUGUCACUGUACCAGAGUUUUCGUAGAAGUGAGGGCGAUGGCGACACGUCUGGAAGUAUGAAGCACUCGGCCAGGAAAAGGAGUAACCAAAUCGCAAGAGAACUAAGCGAUAUGGUCACAUAUGUACAGGCAAUAAAGUUCCGUGGGCUCAGUCCCCUGUCACCACGUAGUUCUGUGAAGCAGCCGAACACUGUGAAGGACAAUACAGCGCCUUGCAGCAGCUUCGAGUCUUCAGAAAGUGGUGACAGCACGCAACACCUUAGUGGGCAUAAGGGCCGCUGCCUCAACGCGCCAGCGAUACACCAUCCAUGCUACAGGUGUUCGUCGGUUAAUGAGGCGAUUGCGAAGAAGAUUUGCAGAAAACAUCCCUUGGCCAUCAUCGCUCAUACUGAGAGUCAGUUAGUAAGGACUUAUCCAGCCGGCCUAAGAAUAGACUCCUCAAACUUCGACCCCGUGCUAUUCUGGUCGUGUGGGGUACAACUUGUGGCCCUCAACUAUCAGACGGAGGACGCCGCGAUGGCGGUGAACGCCGCCAUGUUUGAGAGCAACGGUUGCCAUGGUUACGUAAGAAAGCCGCGGGUUAUGUGGGAUCCCGGCCAUAUUGCGUAUAGAAGGUUUAACCCAAUGGACAAGGAGUUCGAUGGCAUACACGCUGCCCAUCUCACUUUGGGCGUUAUAUCUGGUCAAUACGUGGCUGAGAACGUCUACUCCUUCUACAAUGCCUAUGUGGAAGUGGAGAUGCUGGGUGUGCCUGCUGAUUGUAAGAAAAUUAAGACGAAGGUCGCGAGGAAGAAUGCCCUGAACCCAAUAUGGAACGAGACUUUUACGUUCAAGGUGAAUUUCCCCGAACUCGCCCUCAUAAGAUUCGAGGUUUACGACGCGGACACAAACUAUAUGCUUUCGCAGCGCGUUAUCCCUCUACUCUGUUUGCGGCCAGGGUACAGACAUGUGAGACUGCGAUCUCCAACCAACCAGCCACUGAACAUGGCGUCUCUGUUGAUCUUCUCCCGAUGCGCUGAAGAGUUGGCAGGGGAAUCGUCCCGGACGGAUAUGGAACCGACUUCACCCACUCAGAGGAGGAAGAUCCACUUCGUGGUGGUGCACGCGGUGCUGAUGAGCGAGCCCUACUCCAUCUUGAAGGUCACACAUGAUACGACGACAAAUGAGGCAAUAGCCCAGUGCCUCACGAAAGCCGGCAUCUGUCGUUCAGCACGCGGCAGCUAUGUCUUAGUAGAAGAGGUCCCUUCAAGGACUCCAACUCAGAGGGUGCUGGGUCCUAACGAGAGGGUGUUAAAGGCCUCCAAACCUGGAAGUCGACUUGUGCUGAAAAGGAUCGGAGACGAUCCAAGCAGCAGGGCAUGGUUGACAAGUAUUAGGUCAGCAUCAGACAAGCCCCAAUCGCUACCGUCUGAUGAAGAGUCCCAGGAAGACAGCCGGAAAUCGGACAAUUUCUUAGUCUGCGUUCAUAAUGUCUGUCAUGAGAUACCGUAUGCUAUACUAAAAGUUCCGCUGACAGCAUCGGCAUCAUAUGUCAUCUAUCAAGCGCUUACUAAAGCGAGGUGUACGGACGACCCUAAAAGGUUCGUCUUAGUAGAGGAGUUGGAAUGGGGUGGACGAGCAAACUCCGGACCCCAGCACAGAGCAUUAGCUGAUGAUGAAGUGGUAUACACAGCACAGGCAAACUGGAAAACCUUGGGCAGAUUUGUCCUACAAGAAAAAGGCUGUUCGGUGCCCAUGCAGAUACCAAGGCAUAGGGCCUGUAUAGCGAGGAUCCAACGGGGUCUAAGUAUGACGAGGGGGGCAAUAACGGGUACAACCGGAUUUCCGCUAGUAAGCAGUAUGACGUCACACGAUACCAUAGAGAAAACCCCGGUACAGACUGCAUACAGCGAUCCCACACAUUGCAGACGUGUUUCGAAUGCACUAGCGAAAGGAUUUGGCCGGUCUAAAGGCCAUUCAGAUAGAGACAUACGAUUGUUACAAAGGAGAUCUGGUUCUAGAGACGUCCAGUCGGAAGGUGAAACCAAUGCUUCUCUAGGAACGGAGGCUUUUGCUGCACAAAUGGCUCGAUUCAAGAGAGUAUCCUUACGGAAGUUGCGCGCUUGGAGAUCCUGAGUGUGGCAGGUCUUUCGCCGACUUGGUACGAGUCUGGCGCAUCACCGUGCAUCUCUAUCAUCGGACCUCGGAUCUCUUUGGGAUUUCUUCAGGAUAGACAAGGAAAGACGACGCUCUACUCAAACAUACGAACCCAUCGAAUCCAGGUCUCCUGUAAAACUUGCCAGGGACCUAUUACAAGUCGUCCAAGAAACCGUUUUCAGCAAGAAAUUUGAGGAGAAACGGUGUCCGUUAGUCAAGGAGGAGUCCGAUUUAAGUUCCGACGAUGAAGAGGGGACGGACAGGGUGGCAAAUUUAAUAGAUUUCUUCUUCACAAUCGUUAAAAGCCAAAAGGAUGACGGAAAAGGCAGUUGCUUCAAAACAGAAGCGAGCAAAGAAGAGAUAUACGUACCAGCCAAAGUUAACACGGAGUUGGAACAAAAGAUGGAGACUCUAAUUGAGUUCCUAGCGUCUACGGGUGUCGAGGAAAACAAUGAUAAAAAAAUCACACUCAUGGAGUUCCUAUUCGGGCCAGACGAUAAAUGGGAGAAGCCAAAAAUCGAAAUCAACACGAAAGGAAUGAGUUUAUCCGAAUCGGAUAUAAACGUUAAAAAUCUUUCAUACAUAGACGAAACACCGGUCGAAGAAAACGAAACAUUGGUAGAAAUGCUGCUAAAGUAUAUGGAACACUAUGGCAAGGAGAAAUCAUUUACGCCAUCUUUAUCGGAGAAAUCCAAAUCAGACAUGACGAUAUCCAAAUAUGAAUUUAGCGAUAUGAGUAAGACCAAAUCGGAUUCAACAUUGCUCACCCAAGACACAGUAAUAGAAAAAGACAGAUCAAGAAGAAUAUCAGAAACAGUGGUCGAUAUGAGUUGUAUUAAAUCUGAUUUGGAAGACAUAUUCGAAGAGGCCAUCCUCCGUGUGUGCGAACUCCAAAUGAUGGAAGACGAUACUAUGAGCGAACAAGAGGAUGUAGACAACUACAACGCCUACACAAAACCACCACAAUACAGUUUACCGUACAGCAUUGAACUAUCAGACAUCUUGGAAGAAGACGAAACAUCUGGAUUGGAUAGAAUAUCCAUACAGGCGAAAGAAUGCGCGGAGGAACUCGUAAAAUUCAUUGAGGACAAACUCCAAAAACACUUGGACGACAGUUCUGGCCCUUCGACUGAAGAGUUCAGUCGCGAAUUCGAUCUGAGUCCGAGCCAGAAGUCGCAAAGUCUGGUUGAUCUUAGGAACAUACCGGAUCUACCGCCAAGUCUGAUAAUAAAGCCGAAAGUGAUUCGAGUCGAUAAAUCGACGUCCACGAGCGAGGAUUCGAUUGAUAGAAAGACCGAUUCGUCAUCUAUGGCUGAAGACAAAAGCGAACGCACCGGAAGGGUUUUAGAUAAAUUGGAAUCGUUGCAUAGAUUCUUUUCCAGAUCUCGCUUGGAAAUAAUUGACGAAAGUCUAGAAGAUGAUAGGAAGAGCCCAAAGGAGAGGAAACUUUAUGCCAGUCUAGACGAUGUGGAAGACUUGGCCGAAGAUCAUGAUUGGAAAAGUCCAAAGGGGAGGAGGGGACAAGCCAGUCUAGAUGAUGUGGAAGAUUUGGCUGAAGAUAAUGAUAGGGAAAGUCCAAAGGGGAAGAAAUUCCAAGCCAGUCUAGAUGACGUGGAAGAUUUAGCCGAAGAUAAUGAUUGUAAAUGCCCAAAGGGGAAACGAGGACAAGCCAGUUAAGGCAAUGUAGACUUGGCCGAAGUCGGGACGACAUGAAAGAUUUGGCUGAGGAUAAUGAUAGGAUUGAUGAUGUAGAUAAAAUUGAAGCAUAUCUUGUACCAAACAUAUAAACAACUUCUACCGCAGCGUGCCAAGAAUCGACUCGAAUUUAGCGCCAACGACUCCCAAAUGUCAAGAUUAAUAUUUUUGACAUGCUCGAAAAUAAAUAAAUCUUUGAAAUUAAAUAACCUUCCUGGUUAUUUAUCAAUAAAAAUCGUGCUGUGCAAAUUCUAAAAAUAUAUUUAGUAAUAACAAACAUAUAUAAAUAUAUCAAAAUAUAUACUAAUAAGUGAGAUUUAUAUAAUUGGGAUAUUUAAAUAGUAAAUUUAGUUUAGCGCCAUCUACCGUUAGAAAGAGACAACGUUUAUUUUUUUCCCAGCCAUAAAUAUUAUGUUCGACUAAAUUUUAAACAUUCAGCGGCUACAGUCGUAGUGAAUGGUAUAUUUAAAAAAAAAUAGUUAAUGUUAGUUGUAUUUAUAGAUAUCAUAAAUUUUAUACUAUACUAUAUGGACUCAUUUUCUUUACAGAUAUUUGAGUGGGAUCUUAUACAAGUACGAAUCGUAAUUGCUAUGAUUACGAUUUACUUUAUUAUUAGUAAGAUAUUGAAAGCAAGCUUUGUUUUUUUGUAAUUGAUACAAUUAUACUCAGUUAUAAUUGCGCGCCAUCUGUGGGGAUUAAUUGUAAACUUUGCUAGAGAAGUUUUACAAAUACAUAAA